Molecule: messenger RNA, 5473 nt
Organism: Alosa sapidissima (American shad)
Lineage: Eukaryota; Metazoa; Chordata; Actinopteri; Clupeiformes; Clupeidae
Gene: six5
Product: SIX homeobox 5
Exons: 3
Coding region: 101-3070 (989 amino acids)
Biological process (GO): regulation of transcription by RNA polymerase II
Cellular component (GO): nucleus; transcription regulator complex
Molecular function (GO): RNA polymerase II cis-regulatory region sequence-specific DNA binding; DNA-binding transcription factor activity, RNA polymerase II-specific
Source: RefSeq, a predicted model, not a curated record
GCUUCAGUCUGGUGGGUGCUGCGGUCUCGUCGACGGGGAGAAUGGUAGACGGAGUGAAGGGGAGGGAGGAGGAACCAGAAGAAAAAAAGUUAAACUAAAAAUGGCUUCCUUGUCUUCAGAACAAAACGAUAUUUGCACUGAGCAGCCGACAGAAGACUCAGAAAAAUCUAAAAUAAAGGAAGAGAGAGACCCUGACGAGGUUUCAGAGGAACUGCUUCAAAGUUUUCGCAAGUCGGAGCUUAGCUUUUCAAGUGACCAAGUGGCAUGUGUGUGCGAGGCACUUCUGCAGGCGGGUAAUGUGGAUCGCCUGUGGAGAUUCCUCUCCACCAUCCCUCCUUCGGCUGACCUGCUACGUGGCAAUGAAACUUUACUGAAGGCCCAAGCACUAGUCGCUUUCCACCGGGAAGAAUUCAAACAAUUGUACGCAAUACUAGAGAGCCACGAUUUCCACCCCAGCAACCAUGGGUUCCUGCAGGACCUUUACUUACAGGCACGGUACAAGGAGGCAGAGAGGUCCCGAGGUCGGAGCCUGGGUGCAGUGGACAAGUAUCGUCUUAGGAAAAAGUUUCCCUUGCCAAAAACUAUUUGGGACGGAGAGGAGACUGUAUAUUGCUUCAAAGAAAAGUCGCGCAAUGCUCUCAAAGAGUGUUACAAGAUCAACAGGUAUCCCACCCCAGACGAAAAGAAGAAUUUAGCUAAAGCCACCGGACUUUCCCUGACCCAAGUUAGUAACUGGUUCAAGAACCGACGACAGAGAGACCGAACACCCUCUGGUACCAACAGCAAAAGUGAAUCUGAUGGCAACCACAGUACUGAAGAUGAAGCCAGUAAGGGAGAUUUGGAGGACAUCACAGACAAACAUAUCAAUGAGGACUCGAUCACGUGUUCCACUGGCCCUCUCAUAUCCAUCUCUGGUACUACCUGCAGCACUGGUGGCCAGCUCAUUCUCAACAGUACAGGGGGGUUCCUCACCUCCCCUCAUCCUCUGCUUCUCAAUGGCAGCUCACUGCUCUCAGGCACGGGGUCAAGUGUCAUUAUCAACGGGUUGACCUUAAACGACGGGCAUGCGGUGACUCUCAGUCCAGUCACUGCCAACCCGCCUUUGCUACUGAAUGGAGCACAGGUAAUCCCCAAAGGUGUGGGAAUCAAUGACCUCAGCUUGGAGGUCCCGUCUGUUAGCGAAAUGGAAACACAAGCUACUCUCCCGACUGUGGUACUAAACACCCACACCAGCCCAAAUGGAACCAUCACCCUCCCACUGACAGAGGAUGGGAAAGGAUCCAGUGGCACAGCCUCUUCUCUGCCUACGCUGGAUUUCAUCAACUCCAUCAGUGUCCCAGAGGGCCUGGUACUAAAGACAGAUGAUGGGGUGCAAACUAUAUCACUGACUUCUGUACCCUCGUCCACCACUUCAUCCUCCAUUUCCCCCACCACCCCUCUGUCUCCUCUAUCUGUGAAUCAGAGUGGCCGAACCUCAGAGACCUUAAACCCCUCUCUGGCUGUCACCCCGACAGGAGUGGUCAUCUCUAACCCAAUGGUGCCUUUGACCUCCCAGCAGCAUGAGUUUGUGGUGUUUGCCACCGCUGGCUCGCAGCUUAGUCCCUCUAAUUCCAUCUGCCAGGUGGUCUCGUCUUCCUCCUCCUCCACGCCACAGGUGUUCUCUCUCCCCCAGGUGGUGCCUUCUAUCCAGGGCAUCCCUGUCUCUCAGCUGAUGCAGCACCACUCGGGAGCCCAAGUGUCUUCCUGUCCCCAGCUCGUCCCUGUGUCUUCCCUCACCAGUCAGCUGCCACAGGUUUCUGUCCCUCCUUUACAAGGUCAGAUGCUCCACAUAGCUCCGCGCCUUGCCCAAGUCCCACAGUGUAGUACGUCCACCACCCUCAGCGAUGACAACAUUUUGUCUGUUUCCCAGGUGGCCAGUAGUCAGGUGUCCCAGGGCUUGACCCUCCAGCUUAGUGAUCAGUCUUCCUCAAACUCUCUCUCUCGUUCUCAGCGGCCUGCGCAACAGGUCAUUCCUAUUUCCUCCCCGACACAAGUCGUCCCUGUCUCUCAGUCGAAAGAACUAGGCCUUGCCCAGUUAGUCCCCGUAUCUCUGCCUCAACUCGUUCCUGUGUCCUCCAUCUCUGCAGCCUCCAAUGGAUCCCUUUCAUUUCCCCAAAUGGUACAAGCUAGCCCUACCCUUUCUAUACCAUCAGCUGGAGGUGCCUUCCAGAUCAUCAGUUCCAACCCCAGUGCAGGUGUUGGGGUCGCUCAGGCACCCCUGCGAGUUAACCAGCUUGGAUCCCUCCAGAGUGUUGGUCCCACAGCCAGUGCCUCUCCUGGGGUUCAGAUCCUCAAUUCGGGGAUCAUUCAAAUCCCCUCCAGCUCACCAGGUACUGGUAACUUUGUUCUGACAGGAGGCAUGGGGGGUAGUCCCAUUCUUAGCCUCCAGCAAGGCAAACUCAUUCUUACCAUUCCAGCUGGCAUCCAGUUCACCAGUGUGCCUGUUAAGUCAAUGUCAGAGAACCCUGUCCAAAGCAUGGUGACUUCUGACCAGACCCCGGUCAUCGUUACUGCAGAGAAUCCGCCCGCCACUUCUGCAGCAGUGCCAGCUUCGUCUUCCCUGCAGUGUUCCUCGUUGAGCUACACCAAUUCUGCACUGUACUGUAGCCCUGAGCCUGGAACGCCAGCCAACCCGACCCCCGUAGCUUCCCCCGACACGCCAGACUGUUCAAGCACUCGGACGUCCUCCACAGUGCUGCCGUCCCAGCACGCCUUGAGCCCAGAGAGCAUGCUGACACUCAGCCCCAUAUGCGGUUCAGGCUCACAGCUUCCACAGACCACGUGGAGCCCCGCUUCGCUUGCCUCCUCUGCCACCCUCAGUCUGUUUGAUGUGCGGGGGAAGGGAGACCUAGCAGAGGAUCCCUCUCUGAUGGGACUGCCGGCUAGUGAUGGUCUGCUACUUGGGACUCCUCCGCCUGGUGGAGACAUAGACAAAGAAUCCCAGUUGGAUGAUACAGAAGAAAUGGACGGGGAUUCUAAAAUCCUCACACAACUCCAGUCUGUUCCUGUAGAUGAUGAUUUGGGUUUAUAGAUCCAGCACUCCUAACAGACUUUUUGUGAUGCAUAUUGGAGGAAUAUGCAUUACAAUCUACAUUCGUAGAGGGGUUCUCGGUAUAGUGUGGAACCUGCUUUUCUCUCUUACUCCCUCAAGUGUGUAUGUGUUAAGAGUGAGAGAGAGAGGGAGAGAGAAUGAACGAGAUUUUGGAGAACAUAAAGCUGAUAUUCAUUUUAAAACUUUUUUUUUUUAAUAAUUUUUUAUUAAGGCUUACUUUGCUCACGUCCCAGUUCAUAUCAAUUACUGUGACCAUGUAAGCUUUUUUUUUUAUUACUGUACUGUCAGGAAAAAGUGGAUGUAUUAUAGAUGCUGAAUACAUCCAGUAGACAAUCAACAAAUUCCUUAGCAGUUAAAUACAGUGCCGGUGAGGCUGUCAAGAUUAUGAUCAGAUACUGUCGUAAAUGAGGGUAAAAAAAGUUAAAGGGUAACAUUUUUGUUUAGUUUCAUCCAUUCUGACUACACUAAAAUGCCAUCCAGUCAUGCAGUGGUCUGUUACCAAGUAAAACAAAGCAGUUGUGAUGAAAGCAAAGUGAGCUGAGACAGACAAAUGGUUAAUUGCUUUUGUGAAACUGAUUAAUGUGAUACAUUUGAGUGGAUUCAGUAACUCAAGAUGAUAUAAAAUCUCAGUCUAACAGAUCAACUGACGCUGAAUUGGCUGAUAAGCCACCCAAGCAAAGAGUAAGCACUAAGAGUCAAUGCAGAUAUUCAGGAAAUUUAUGGAUGAUUACGGUAUUGUCAAUAAUCAGUCACAACUUCCUGGUUGGUUGGUAGAUGUAUUUUUAGAACAUUUUUAAACACUUUAAAUGUUUUUUCUAUGCAAUAUCUGGGUUGUCCCAGGGACCUGGAUUUCAGUUAUGGUGGUGCUAUGUGGCAUUUUAUAGAGGGCUAUAUCUGAGAGAUGACUUUGAGAUUGCCAAAGUAUGGACAAUAUAUUAGAAAUUAGAAAUUCAGUGUGGUAGUAGUGAUGUGAGUUUGUCUGGUAUUCAACAUUUGGUCCUAGUAUAGACCUCAAUGAUGGAGAACAAAGCACCUGAGACCUUAACAUUGAUUGCCUUGCAGUUCAUAGGCUACUGCAUGCUGCAGUCUCUUCAAAUCAGUUUACAGCAUUUCAUUCACUACUACACAAGGAGAAAGACAUCAUUUUCUACAUUGUUUAAAACAUUUAGAAAAAAAUGGAACUGUUAAACUAUUUCAUAUACACUACAAAACACAUGUGAUACACAUUCAAUGUUAAGUCUUCUCCAUUUGUGGUCUCUUGAAACGCAAUACAGUGCUUUGCUGUUAAGUCAUGGGACUAUACUGUCUCAAAAGGAUGGUAUUUGAAUUCCUCACAUAUACAAUUCUAGUCGUAUUUACAUUUAUUAGUUACUCCCAUGCUUCUUAAUGUGCUCCUUAAAUGUUUUUUUUAUUGUUCUUUUGUUAUAUCAACACAAAAUAUUGACUCAAACUGUCUUGCCAAAUCAUUUUCUCAGUUGAGAGGUGAACAUUGUAUGUUGUACAGGACUAGAGUAGUAGCCUGUUCUCACCAGCUCCAAGGAGGACUCCUCCGUUGGGUGUUUUGCACAUUUUAUUUAUGUCAUGUUUACACAAAUGUGCUACCGUCUGUGGCCUUCUCUAUUUUUCUCUUCUGUGUCAAAGACCAGGUGGCUCAACCGAGACACUCCUCUUUAUCCCCUGUCUCAGCUGUUUAUUGUUAUAAUUUUGUUUAUUUUUCCUGAAAUAUUUGUUUUGUUUAGCAUAUGUAGUAGUCAUAUUUCACUUGUGUUCUCUGUGCAGGAAAAGAAUGUACUGAAUGGAAGUCUACAUAGGAACCAUUGUAUUUAUCCAUAACCAUGUGGUUCCAGUCAAACUACAGUCUGAGUUUUCAUAGUUCAAAAAUUAUAGGACACCUGUCAGUCAUUAGGUAUGCUGUAAGUGUAUGCUUGUGAUAGGAUGUGAACCAUUUCCUCGCCAAAGUUGUUGUUUCAUUGCCUUUUAUAUUGGAAAUGACUCCUUCAAGCAUGUUUGUCUAAUCAUACUCCUUCAUUCAUUAUACUGUAUGGAGAUUAAGGGAAAGUGUGUGUUUGCGUGUACAAUGAAAUGCUGUUACAGAAUGUAAAAAGUGUACAUCUGUUCUUGAAUCAUGUCUACAAUGUUUGUCUUGUUUUAUUCAUCCCUUCAGUUCUUUUUUUCUGUCCAUUUCAUGGUUGUUGCUAUUGUCACAUCUUACACACAUGCACAUAAACAUAUACUUCCAUCAACCAAAGACACUUAUUUGAACGGUUUUAGUAAAGGGAUUUUUCCUGUUUUUUCUUCUGAAACAUAGCUGUUUUGUACAUUUAAAAGGCAUUUUAUUUUUUAUAUACAGUUAUGUCAUUGUAAUAAACAUUUAUAACCAUC